GCAAACUUCAUGUUGAUAUUACCAGUGAAUUAUCUAAUUUUUAAAUUAGAGAAUAGAUUCAACAGAGUCAUGUUAAUCAUAAGAAGUAUCUUGAGCACCAUUGAAUUUCUGAUUUUAUUUUGCUUUUAUUGUUUGGAGGCAUUUAUUUUAAUGUUUUUUAGUCAUCGGAAAAAUAUUGCUGGGAAAAUAGUACUUGUCACAGGAUCUGCAAAUGGAAUUGGAAGAGAGAUUUCCAUAAAUUUGGCACGUCUUGGUUCCAUCCUCAUUCUCUGGGACAUUGACGAAGAAGGUAACAGUGAAACAGCAGAGCUUGCCAAAGCCAAUGGGGCUCUAGCCGUUUAUACCUACAAGUGUGACCUGCGCAAAAGAGAAGAAAUCUACACAGUGGCAGAACAGGUUAAAAGUGAAGUUGGUGAUGUAGAAAUUCUAAUCAACAAUGCAGGUGUUCUGAAAGGAAAGGGUUUCCUUGAUCUUCCCGACUCUGAUAUGGAUGAAACACUAGAUGUGAACACUAAAGCACACUUCUGGACUUGCAAAGCCUUUCUUCCAGCCAUGAUUGCCCGCAAUGAAGGUCAUUUGGUUUCUACUGCUAGUAUAUCAGCACUAGCAGGGACCAAUAAACUAACAGAUGCUUGUGCAAGUAAAGCUGCAGCAUUUGGGUUUUUGGAAUCCCUUGCAUUUGAAAUGAGAGCUGCAGGGAAAAAAGGCAUUAAAACCACUAUUAUUUGUCCUUCAUAUGUGAAUACAGAAUUAGUUAGAGGAGUACAAACAUCCCGGCCGUUACUACUUCCUAUUUUGGAUGUCGUCUACGUUGGGAAGAAGAUUGUGGAUGGGAUUCUUAAAGAGAAAUUGUAUGUGCUCUUACCACCAUAUGUUGGACUCAUUGUCCUUAAAAUAUUUUUUCCUAAGAAAGUGGUUUUCCUUCUUAUAGAAUAUCUUGGAAUCUUCAAUAAUUUAGAUGACUUUAGAGGUGAGGUUCGUAGAGGACAGCCACAAAGGACUAAAUGAGAAAUCUUCCUCUUAACAACUGCAGGCAAAAGAAACUGCAGCUGCCACCAAAAUCCUUUACUGAACAUGUAAGAAUCAGCAAAACAGAAAGAAAACAACAGAAAGAGAAAAGUCAUCCCUCAUCUUUAGAAAUGCAAAAUGUUUUUCUUUACUUACAAAAGGCUUCACUGAAACUAUCUAUUUUAUAUUUUAUGUGCAUAUUGUUAGUUCUGAAUAAACGUUUUGCUGAAAUGUGUUGACCUAC
Messenger RNA from Anolis carolinensis (green anole), 1252 nucleotides. Its product is annotated as epidermal retinol dehydrogenase 2. NCBI's taxonomy places the organism in Eukaryota, Metazoa, Chordata, Lepidosauria, Squamata, Anolidae. Gene Ontology annotation, cellular component: lipid droplet. The transcript is spliced from 7 exons. The record is from RefSeq and is a predicted model, not a curated record. Gene Ontology annotation, molecular function: oxidoreductase activity, acting on the CH-OH group of donors, NAD or NADP as acceptor. The coding region runs from base 10 to 1008 and encodes 332 amino acids.